AUGCGAUCAAGCUUGUCGUCAUUGAACUCGUCGCACUUUGUGCCGACGCUGCCGUCGUCGGCCGCCGUGCCGUUCGACGCCAGAAACCUCGAGAUCAAGACCAAAUCCAUCGAGCAGACCCUGGUCCCUCUCGUUUCGCAGGUCUCUUUCCUUUCUUGGAAGAAAAAUGUCUUGACUUCUGUAGUGACCUUCGAAAAUAUCUCCAAAAAAAGAAUUCAAAAAAAAUUUGAAAAAAAGUGUUUUUUUGAAUUUUUGUGCAAGGCUUUCCUUCCAAAAGCCCCAUUGAAAGCCGCUUUUCGGCUUUCUUCUUGUUUUUUUUCUUGCUCCAUCCAUUCGGCCCAUUUUUUCUAUUUCCUGUUUUGAAAUAAUUUUUUCAGAUCACCACUUUGGUGAAUUUCAAGGAGUCCUACCUGACAAGCGGAAAACCAAAGUCCGACAGGGCCAUUCGAGCUGCCCUCAAGGUUUCCUUUUUUCUCUUAUUUUUGUGGUUCCUGUUGUGAAUUUAUUGAUUGAUAGGAAUUUUUCUAAAUCUUCUCUGUUGGAUUCAAAUUUACAAAAAAAGUUUUUUUCUUUGUUAGAUAUUAUUUUUCUUGCUUUAUUUAAGGCAUGAUUCUUCAUAAAAGCUGUUUUUCUUUUUCAUUCGGAACUCUCAAUUUUUCAUCCUCUCAUAUGGAUACAUUAAAAAGCAACUUUUUCGGAAAAAAAACACUUGAAAAUUUUCCAAUUUUUCUUCUCUAGGAGUUAAAUUUUCAAUCAAACUAUGAGCUUGUUUUCGUUUUUCUAAAUAUAAUUAGGUUCAUUUGAUUGCGAAUUCAUUUCUGAAAUCAACUUCUCCAGAUCGGCAGCGCAGUAGAAGCGGCGAUAGAACGGUUCGUCUGCGUCGGAGAAACGAUCGCCGACGAGAAUUCGGACAUCCAGCCGGAGAUGUACGACGCCUGCAACGAGGCUCGUCUUGCCGGUCCGUUUCCUUCUCCUUUUGCAAAGUUUUCGUUAUCCUGUGUUUCAAGUGAAAAUUUUUAUAAAGUAAAUCUAAAAACUUUGAUGGAUUUAAAACUAAUUCAUAUUAGCGAAUUGAAUAGAAAUCUCACUAUAUGCUCAAAGAUUCUGGUUUUCACAUGCUUUUCCCCUUCUACAACACAAGGAAAAGGAACGCAGAGAGUUUCAACACGUAACGAAUGAUUUGUAGAAAGCUAAGAGGUCAUUCUGUCUAAACUGUUUACGUUUAUUUGUUUAUUUCAUAGUUGUACUGAACAAAAUUCAAAAAAAUACUUUCAGAAUCAAAAAUUAGGCUGAAAAAAACUUUUUUUCCUUUCUCUUCAGGAAUUCAAAAAGAAAUUUUUUUAGUUAUGAACUAUGAUCAACUCCGGAAGACUUGUGAUAUCAACAUCAAAAAGUAAUAAAAAAUUUAUUUGUUGGAGUGAAUAAUUCAUGAACAGAGAACAGGCAAGGAAAAAUGAUAUUCAGAAAACUUUGUUGAGCCGAAAAAAAGUGUAGCUUGGGAAAAUCUCAGAUUUCAUGCGGUUCCCUUUUUCCGCCGAUUUGGGCCUUUUCUCCUGUUCCGGCGGCUACACCUUUUUUCGCAUUUAUUUUCAGUUUUUUUCCUUUAUUUGGUUUUUUUGUAGCCUCCGAUUUUUCUAGCUUUUAGUUUAGGCUUAUAUUAUUUCUCAGUCUUCGGGAAUUAAGGAAGUCUGGUUUUCUUUCCUGUAAUAAGGAAAAUUAAUUUAGUGUAGACUUUGGAAAUUUCUAAAAGUCGCUGACAAAUUUCUAGAGGUGUCUAGCUAAUUCCCCUAAUUUUAGAGAUACGAUUUUUCAAAAUCGAGAUCUUUGAAAAAAAUGGGAUAGUUCACACAGGUUGCGACCGUUAAAAAUCUUUAUUUCUCUGAAGAAUGUUUGGGCGAAUCUUUCUCACUCGUUUUUUAAAAUGUGUCUUUCUUUCGUUUGCACAAUAAUGAAUAUAAAAACGAACGACUAGUCUCAACUUAUUAUUGAGAAAUCCAGACUUCACACGAGAGUUCUCGAGGUUUCAUGGCGAGCAGAUGACAUUUUCAAAGUUUCGUUAGGAUAUUCAGUUUGAUUUUCGCCAAUUGAUCAUCUAAUGUUCCCAAUGAAUUGGGCAUUCAUCAAACGAUGUAUAAUUUAUAACAAAAAGGUCCAGGAGCAUCAAUGGCGAAUCUUUCUUGUGCGUGUUCGACGGACGAGUCUUCGUCGGUGGUCGACAAGGCGGUUCUGGUCCGCGCGAGUCGCCAGCUCCUGAGCAGCGUCACCCGGGUGCUGCUCCUCGCGGACCGCGUCCUCGUCAAGCAGAUCCUCCGCGCAGAAGACAAAGUCAGUUUGGACAGAAAAACUCGCAAAAUUCUUUCAGAAAAAGGUUUUUGAAGUUUGUUCGUUGGGAACCGAUAGCGGUUUUUUGACUUGUUUAGCCAGAUAGAUGAAAUAAAAUUCCGCUCACAAGGGCGGUCAUUUUAUUUCGCGGUUGAGAAUUUCCUGAAAAACGACCAGACUUAUUCUUACUGUGAUUUUGAAAGAUCCUGAAAUUUUCAAACCGCAAAACUUCCUAGUUUUCAAGAAUAAAAGCUGAAAGUCUCCAAAUGGCUCAUUUUGAAGGGUUUUGAGGUUUUUUUCGACUUUGAGCCCUUAUAUCUCGAAAAAUGGGAAGUUAUGCACGUUGAGACUUCCAGGGUGAUCCUCGGGUACAUCAAAAAGUGUUCUGGCUAAUUUCCAGGAAAUUCCCUACCGCAAAGUGUAAUAAUCUUCCUUGUCAGUACUUUAUUCAUCGAAAAAGCCGAAUUUGAAUAAAUUUGAGAAAUUUCUUUUUUUUUCAGUUGACAGAUUUUCAGAUAGCCUUCUCAUUAUCACGCCUGGAGUCCACGCGGUCAUUCAACGAUUUCGUCAAAGUGUUUGCUGUUUUUGGUGGCGAAAUGGUUGAAUUGGCGCACAGAAGCGGGGAUCGGUUCGGAUUUUUCUUGAAUUAUCGUUUUCAGUUCAAUUAUUCAGACAACACGACUUGAAAAGCGAGAAAAGACGAGCACAAAUGUCUGUGGCGCGGACAGCCUUGGAAAGGUGAGAAUUUCGAUAUCUUAUUGAACUUUCAAUUCGAAAUGUCCUAAAAUGCACGUUAAUUGAAAAUCGAUGGUUGAAAUCAAUUAACACGUAGCCUCUGCGAUAUGGUUGCUUCCAGGUGCUACCGAUCUGAAACGACUUAAGCGCGGAUAGAUUUUUUUUUCUCAUCGCAGUUUUGGAAACGAAACAGUUUCUCUACACGUGAGAGAACCUGAUAAGUCUUGAGAAAAAAAAAUUGAGCUUCAAAUAGCUUCACUUUUUCGAUAUCGAACUCCAAUCAUAUACAAAAAUGUUACAAAUCAAAAUCAUGAAAACAGAAACAAGUUUUCCGAUUUUAGGCUAACGAUGCUUCUCCUCACAUCUUCUAAAACCUUUCUACGACACUCCGAUUGCGAAUCGGCUCUGCAAUGCAGAGAUGGGGUUUUUGAUCAAGUAACCUAGGUUCUUUCGGUUAGUGGAGAUGUUCAUGGUUUCAGAUUCGAUUAUCACUAGAACUGAUCGCAAUUUGCGUGUGCGACGGAGUGCUGACCAUGGAGAAGAACAGGUACGCGCCGGAGGACCAGCAGAUGCCCAUCGACAUCGCCUUGCAACUCACCGCCAACGCCGCCAUCAAACAGCUCACCGUACGUCAUGCAGACGUCGCAGUAGCUGAACAAGAGUUGCAGGAGAUGCUGGAGAUGAUCCGGAUGACGAGUCGGGUCGGCGCCGGCGUCCGAGAAAGGAUCGUCGCCGCCCUCGACGCCCUCUGCCAGCUGACACAAGACUUUACCGACUCGGCCUACACGCCUCAUCAUCAUCGGGAACAAGUUCUGGACUUCCUUGAGGAGUGCCGCUUCGAGAUGACCAACCUCAUCCAGCCCGACGUCAGUAAUGCGAUUUCACUCCUUACUAACAAAGAAAUUCAUUUUUCUUUGCGGUUUCCUUGAAAGUUGGCCAGAGUACUUCUUGAGGGACUAGCUGACGAUUCUUAAAGUUUCGACCUGUACUACUUCCUAGUUCAUGAGAAAGCUCAAAGUCGAAGAAAACUAUUAAUAGGAAAUUGUGAAACUUUCGGUGAUUAUGUACUACCUAUUUUAUUUAGGAAGAUUUAGAAAAAAAGGAGUUCGAGAAAAAAAAAAUUCGGUAAAGGCUUAGUCGGAAAAUUCGCAAUCUGAAAGUUCCUUGACGGUAUAAAAAAAUUGGAAUAGUCGAAAGUUCGCUAAUUUUUAUUUAAUACCCCCCGAUUUCUAGAGAGAUCCUAACCGAAAAGGGAAAUGAGUACCAUGUAAAAGCUCCUUUUCUACAUAAAUACUCUUCGUAUUUCAAAUGAGCUUUCAGCGUGUUUAAAAUAUAUAUUCAUAGAGGUUUGAUCCCAAAACAAUCAAAAUUCAGGAAAAUGAGCAUUUGGCGUCGAGCGGACUAGAAGUGACCGUGGAACGAUUAAAUCGGCGGUUAAAAGAUUUGAGUAAACAGCUGCAAAUUGUCGCGAUGGAACAGGUACAGGAAUUGCAGGAAAUUGUAGAAAUCGAUAUGGUUUCAGAUCUCCGAAGUAUUACGGGCGAAUGAAGACCAAGUACUUCUGUCUUCCAUGAAGGCGUGCGCCGUGGCUGGAGACAUCGACGGCGUCGAAAAGUACAUGCACAAAUUCCGGGAACACGCAGAGCACAUGCAAGAGGUGGAAAUUGUUUUUAGUUAACCAAGCUGGUGAACUCAGGGAGAAUAAAGUACGUCGAUGUAAAUUGGCUUUUUUUUGUCUUCUUUAUUUUUAUUUCGAAGCUUCCUCAAAUCUUUUCGCGAUUUCAUCGCAUAUACAGUACGCGAAAGAUCUCAUACCCUAUGAAAGAAAAACAUUUUUGAAAUUUCUAAUCUUCAAAAAAGUUGAAAAAUGAAAAAAAAAGACUGGAUCAAGCUUAAAAUCGAGCAACACUGCUUAAAAGGGUCUUUUCAGUAUUAGGAUGGAGUAUUAUUCCAAAAGGCCCCUUUUCCCAAUCCCCUGAAUUUUUUCCACUACCGGCAACAUGAGAAGCUUUUUAUUUUUCAAUACAGGAACAUUUAAAAGAAAAGAUUUUUGUUAGGUUUGUCGUCUUUUGCACCACAUUUCGAUCACCGACGCCUUGCACGUCCACACCGGCCAUGUUGAGAGAAACAUGCGAGCUUUGGCGCCUUUGGUCCGUUUCCAUUCCCAGAAAAACAUCUUGAUUAGAAUGAAUUUCAGACGUUACAAGCUGGAAGAACCCUUUGUAUUCAUCCGUCAAGUCGGAUUGCUCGCGAGAAUUUGGAAGUUUUUUGCGACACCUGGGGUCAAGCGGUUAGUUCUAUUCCGGGGAUUAAGCUCUAUCCUCCUUAUAGUGUCGUCGUUUGAAUUUUGAAAGCCGUGGAAAAGAAAAUUUCAUUCAAAGAGGAUAGGGAAAGAAAGUUGUAAGGGCGAGAAUAAAGUGAAAGUAAAAUCUUCUCAAUCUUUCAGUUCACGAUUCCACCAUAAACUCAAUUAGUCACCCACUUUUGGAAAUGAGUGAUAUGGUUCUUGGGACCAGGGGAACAUUUGUUUGCUUUUAAAAAAUUUUCCAGAUCUUUUCUCUUUAAAAUUCACUGAUUUCAUUUUCAUUUUGAGGAAUCGAUGGUAAGUCCGUUGUUUCUUGAAAUGAGGUUAUUUAAAAAAGUUUUAAAGGCAUCGAAGUUGGAAUUGACAUAAAUUAUUUCAAAAUAGUUUUUGCCUUGGCCUUAUUAACCCUUUGGAAUGAAAAUGAAACAUUCAGGCAGACAAGAACGGACAAUAAAGGGUUUUCGAUUUUGAAGUUGAGGUAUCUUGAAGCAUACGUCGGCCGGAUCCCUUCCCGGGGUGGUGGAAGAACUGCGGCCUACCCCUGAAAAGUAUUUCAGUGCAUUUUUGAAUAAUUUUCGCACGAAAGGCCGGAAAAGACCAGCCGACAUAUGUCUUGAAGUCUUUGCAAAUACUCAUAAGUUUCUCAAUAACUGACAAAUACCCAAGAGCGAUACUUUUUUGAAGUUUAAGAUCCCUUUUACUUUCCCAGAGCUCGCUCAAUAAGUUUUUUCAGGUAAACGACCUGUCGCGAGUGGCGAAAGAGUCAGACGUGGCUGCGAAUGGAAGAGUCGCCGCCGAAAAGCAAGCCUACAUGUCGCUGCCGAGGCCUGGCGUGAGUUUCCUGAGUCAGUCGAGCCCAGUCUCGCAGCACCCGUCAGGCUCGGGCUCCUCGCAGCAGUCGGUCCGCAGCACGCCGAUUCUGCCCUUCCAGCGGUCGUUCGAGUCGCAGACCGUCAGUCAGCUCAUCACCGAUGAAGACGUCGUCAGCACGUCGUCGUCGGCCGAGAAAGGCAAGGCGACGCCGAGGAGGAUCGUCGCCCAACAAGGCGACGACCUCAGCUCGGCCGGUUCUCAGGAGGAGGACCGCGUCGACGCCUUCCGCUACCGCAUCAGUCUCAUCAUCGAUGACUUGCAUGCCAAUUCUGUGAACGCGUAG
This is a messenger RNA of Caenorhabditis auriculariae, 6518 nucleotides long. The record is from the annotation of a GenBank genome assembly. Lineage: Eukaryota; Metazoa; Nematoda; Chromadorea; Rhabditida; Rhabditidae.